AUGCUUCCAGAAAUCAUCCUUUUCGUCGCCUUCUUGUUCACGGUCUGGAGCUAUGUGACAAAGAAAGCUCAACGGACGCCGCCGCUCCCUCCAGGGCCUAGGAAGUACCCAAUCAUCGGGAAUCUGUUGAAAGUCCCGAGCGACAAUCAUUGGGUUGUAUACGACAGGCUCGCCAAAGAAUGCAACUCUGAUAUCAUCCACCUCAGCGUCUUUGGCAAUUCGGUGAUCGUAUUGAACUCAUUCGCAGCGGCUACCGAGGUUCUAGACCGCCAAUCCUCGAUCUCAUCUAGUCGCCCUUUAGGAACCAUGAUAGGCGAAAUCAUGGGUUGGAAAUAUAUCUUUAGCCUUCAGCCGUACGGCCAACGGUGGCGAGACAGUCGCAGGAUGUUUUGGCAAGAGUUUCAUCCCGAACAUGGUAGGGCUCACCAUCGCCCCAUUCAACUCCGUUGCUCGCGGGACCUCAUUCGACGCCUCUAUGAAUCACCCAUCGACUUCCAAAACCAUGUCCGCCAUGCGAUCGGCGCAGGUAUCAUCUCAGUCCUAUACGGCCUGGAUAUUCAAGAGGAGGACCCCAACAUUACCAUGGUCGACGACGCUCUGAAACACAUCAACGUUGGACUUAUAGGCACCUGCAUGGUCGAUCUUUUCCCCUUUCUCAGACACAUCCCACGAUGGGUGCCAGGCGCAGGCUUUCGGGCCAUUGGGGAGAACGCGGCACGCGACCUAAAUUUGUUAAUCGAUGUCCCAUAUUCACAAACGCGCAAGUUGCUUGCAGAAGGUCGCGGAGAAUCGUCUUUCAUUCAUCGAACUUUGAGCCGUGGACCGAUACCUGAUGGAGGGAUGGAAGAACGUAUUUUGAAGGAGGCGGCGACGACGACAUACAUAGGGGCAAAUGAAACGUCCAAGCUGCCAAUGACGCUACUUUUUGCGAUGAUGGCGCAGAAUCCGGAUGUACAAACGAAAGCUCAGCAAGAGCUCGACCAGUAUCUAGACCAUCGGCGCCUUCCAGAGUUUGGAGACGAGAUUCACCUGCCGUACACUUACGCAGUGUUGCUAGAACUUCUAAGGUUGGAGCCGACCGCACCCCUCGGUCUUCCCCGCAGCCUUGUCUCCGACGGUGAAUAUAAGAGCUAUCACCUUCCUAGCGGAUCAAUUGUAUUCUACAACAUUUGGGCGAUUCUCCAUGAUGAAACGACGUUCCCUGAACCCGAAAAGUUUAGUCCUUCGCGUUUCUUAAAGGAUGGGGUGAUCGACACUCAACUAAAGGACCGUGUUAUGGCUACGUUUGGCUUCGGGAGAAGGGUUUGCCCGGGUCGAUACUUUGCCUUGGAUAAUUUAUGGCUAAAUUUGGCCUCCAUCCUUUCGGUAUACACCAUGAGCAAGGCUGUCGACGAAAGCGGCCAACAAAUUGAAAUCGACCUUGAAUAUACGGCCGAUCUUAACCGGCAUGUACUCCCAUUCAGAUGUUCCAUCACGCCUCGUUCUGAGAAAGCCGAAAAUCUGAUUCACGGUUGUCGCCUUUGA
Pleurotus ostreatus (oyster mushroom) is the source of this 1524-nucleotide messenger RNA. RefSeq lists its product as uncharacterized. Bases 1 to 1524 code for a protein of 507 amino acids. NCBI's taxonomy places the organism in Eukaryota, Fungi, Basidiomycota, Agaricomycetes, Agaricales, Pleurotaceae. The record is from RefSeq and is a predicted model, not a curated record. The transcript has 12 exons. Gene Ontology annotation, molecular function: heme binding; iron ion binding; monooxygenase activity.